Saimiri boliviensis boliviensis (Bolivian squirrel monkey) is the source of this 4259-nucleotide messenger RNA. It is a transcript of the gene LYSMD3, whose product is annotated as LysM domain containing 3. The record is from RefSeq and is a predicted model, not a curated record. Gene Ontology annotation, cellular component: Golgi apparatus. Lineage: Eukaryota; Metazoa; Chordata; Mammalia; Primates; Cebidae. Gene Ontology annotation, biological process: Golgi organization.
GUGCGGCCCGGAAGGCGGAGACGUUGGCGGCGGAGGCAGAGGCGGAGGCGGAUAGGGUCAGCCGAAAGCGGAGGCUCGGCCAUGAACUUGCCCGGGACAGCGGCGGCGGCGGAACUGAUAGCAGUCUGCUCGCUACGUGCCCCCUGCUAACAGGACAGAAUGCAAGCUUGUUCCAGGUUUCUGAAGAGGGAGUUCUGCCUUUUUACUGCACUAAGACAAAUUUUAACAUUAUGGCAGGGAGGCAUCAGAAUCGAAGUUUUCCCCCUCCAGGAGUUCAGUCGAGUGGUCAAGUACAUGCAUUUGGAAAUUGUUCAGACAGUGAUAUGUUGGAGGAGGAUGCUGAAGUGUAUGAGCUUAGAUCCAGAGGAAAAGAGAAAGUCCGAAGAAGUACAUCAAGAGAUAGACUUGAUGACAUUAUCGUAUUAACAAAAGAUAUACAAGAAGGAGAUACAUUAAAUGCAAUAGCUCUUCAGUACUGUUGUACGGUAGCAGAUAUCAAGAGAGUUAACAAUCUCAUCAGUGAUCAAGACUUUUUUGCCCUUAGAUCUAUCAAAAUUCCAGUAAAAAAGUUCAGUUCCUUGACUGAAACACUUUGUCCUCCAAAAGGAAGACAGACUUCACGUCAUUCAUCUGUUCAAUACUCUUCUGAACAACUGGAACUUUUGCCAGCUAAUGAUUCUCUUUCUUACAGUGACUCAGCUGGUAGCUUUUUGAAAGAAGUAGACCGAGACAUAGAACAAAUAGUGAAGUGUACAGACAAUAAGAGAGAGAACCUCAAUGAGGUAGUAUCGGCCUUAACAGCACAACAAAUACGUUUUGAACCUGAUAACAAAAACACUCAACGUAAAGAUCCCUAUUAUGGAGCAGACUGGGGAAUAGGGUGGUGGACAGCUGUAGUGAUAAUGUUGAUAGUAGGUAUAAUAACACCAGUGUUUUAUUUAUUGUAUUAUGAAAUUUUAGCUAAAGUGGAUGUUAGUCAUCAUUCAACAGUGGAUUCUUCACAUUUACAUUCAAAAAUCACACCACCAUCACAGCAGAGAGAAAUGGAAAAUGGAAUUGCUCCAACUAAAGGAAUACACUUCGGCCAACAAGAUGAUCAUAAACUGUAUAGUCAAGAUUCUCAGUCACCUGCUGCUCAACGUGAAACAUAGCAAUUAGCUCAUAAUUAAAUGUUAGUGUUCACGUGCAUCUGGAAUGUGGUGAAUAGUUAAAUCCAAUAAUCGCUUCAAAGGCAGAAUUUAGAGAGAUUGAGGAUGCUUUUGUUUUUAACAAAAGGGUUUCAUACUUUGAAAAUUUUUGAGCAACUAGUUGUUCAUGUUAAGAGCAGUUGAUCCAUAAAUCUGGUGUGUCAGUGUUUCAAGCAGAAGUGAAUUUAAAUGUGUGUUUAGGAAGUUCUUAACUUGGAAGGUAUAUCAUUUUUCUUAAGAUGAAUGCUUAAAUUUUAUUUUUUAAGUAAUUUUUUAAAAGUUUAUUAAUGUGAAAUUUAUGAUGCAGAAUGAUAGCAUCAGAUGACUGCAAUUGAAAAAAUUUACUACUAUGAACCCCCAAAAUAUUCAGUUGCAAGAAUAUUUGAUUCUAAAAUUAUUCAUGGUAGCAUACCUAACACACCACUUUGAAACUUUUAAAAAAUACAGUUAGCACAUGUGCUGUGAAAACAUAUGUACAAAGAGAAAGGGGAAGGUAAAUUAUAAUUCCUACAACAAAGGCCGAGAAAUGAAAUAUUUUGAAGACCCCCAAAAUAAUGUGUUAUGGUUGGGAAGUCAGUAGAACACUGGACUAGGUGAAGACCUAACUAAUUUUUGUCUUAAGAAUGCUUUCUCCAAGACAGACCCUUUAACCUCACCUCUAUGCGUCUGUUUCUAAAGUGAUUAUAUUUGCCUCUGAUAUCUGAAAGCACUUUUAAUAAAAGUUUUGUUGAUGAAAAAUAUGUUAAACAUGUAUCUAUUGACAUUAUUUAGGAAAUAAUUUCUUACAUACUGUGAUAAAUCAUUGCUGUAACAUAUAGUAACAUGCCUUAAUUACAUUUAAUGCCUUACUGUUUUUUUAAGUAAAUACAAGUUUUAGAAUUAAAAUUAAGCAUUAUUUCAGAUGGUCCAAUAAGAUUCGUUACAUAGGCUAUACAAAUUUGUCUCCACUUUGACCAUCAAAGCACAAAUAAUUGGGUCAAAACUGCCUCUGAGGUCUGUUGAAGAAAAUGGUUCCUUAAACAAAAGCGAGUAGAGGUCUUUUGUAUUUUCAGUGACCGACAAAUUAUUUAGUAAUCCCUUAACCUGUUUUUCAGAGAGAAAAUAUCCAAUUUAGACUUUUUUCCUGAACAAUAUAUAUAGCAUCAAAUUGGGAAACAAAGGCCAAAGGUGUAUAGAUUGCUUGAAAGGGCAUGAUAUGCCUCUUUUUAAGAUCUGUUGAGUCAGCUACAGUCUGGCUAAGUAAGAAGCAUUUGCAUACUGAUUCCAUCAUUUAAUCUUUAAAAAUAUGUGUUUUAAAAAUGUAACCAGAAUGAUUCUUCACUAGAAAUGAGAUUUGGUGGAGUCUGGAUUGCCUGUUUUGUAUAUAAUAAACUAUAUACUUAAAGAUAUAUAAUACCACCUCAUUUUCUGGGCAUUAUUUCCUAAUUGUUGAUGUUUCAAGCUUUUGAUCAGUCAUUUUAUAUAUUUCAAAUUUCAAUCUUGAUACAAAGUGGCAUGAAUAAAUAUUUAUGGCAAAUAGAGUUUUAUAUACUUUCAGGAAAAGAAAAGUCAAACAUUAAAGCUUGCAGAUAUUAGAGGACCUUAGACAAUUACCAAAAAGUGUUUAAUAGGGAAGUUGCAAAUUGAUUCUUUUAGUAAAUUAAUCAUUUAAAAAAUUGUUUUAACGUGCCUUCAGCAUCUUGAAGAGUGUGAUAUAAUUUAUGCUCAGUGUUUUAACUGGCCAGUUUACAUUGUAUUUAUUAAGCCUGCUGAAAAAUGAGGUUUUAAGGAAGAAAAUGCAGAUUAUUUUAAGAUAAACCGGCCAGGUGUCAUUUGAAGAACUUUGUUUACAUCAAAUUAAUGAAAUUAUAGUCUGAUUCCUUUUUUGUUACUUGUACUUUGAAAUUGUUAUGACUUUGAUUUCCAAAAUACAUAAUUUAUUUUUAAAAAGGCAUAAAGUGUGCUGUGUACUUGUUGAUUAAAAAUCAUUUGUCUUGCAGACUAUCCUUUUCGAAGGAAAUAUACAUCCUUAUAACACAAUCAGGCAGGUUUUUUUCUAUAUUUAAAUUACAUGUUGAAUUAAUUGAAUAUAAUUUGAAUUACAUGUAAUUCUAUAUAAAGGUUACAUACUGAAUUAUGGUUCUAAGGUUUUGAAAAGAAAAAAAAUUUUCCAAGCGUUGAAUACAUUUGGAAUAAUUUUAGUUUCUAAGGAGUACUAAUGUAAGUUGGUAUCAAAUGCAAAUUACCCUGUAUAACUAAUUAACAAGCACAGUUAUUGUUUAAUAUUGUGGAUUUUGUGUUGACACCCUUAUUUGAAUUUGCAGCUUUACAUGUGUGUCUGUGUGUAUGUGUGCCUACACGCACGCAUGCUCUUGUAUGCAGUGUAAAAGUAACAACAGAAUCAUUGCAUUUGGUUCACUUAAAAUUUGGUAGUUAGCAAAUAAAGAAAAAGCUGAUAGUUUUAUGAAGUCUGCCUUAAAAUAAAAAUUUUUUUGUUGUCCCACUCCUAGAAAGUUAUGGGGUUCAUGUUUUCAAAGAUAUGUUAAAAUGGUUACAGACUCUGCUGCUCACAUUAAAAGACUCAUGUUAAAUUAUCUUCUCCAAAGGACUUAUUUACAGCUUUUCUUUUUCUGGGUUCUAACUGCUUGGUUCAGUGUCCUGAAGAGUUCUUUAAACGAACCACUACUUAGUUCUUUUUUAAAGUGUCUACUUCUAAAAUUACCUAGUUGGAAAUACGAGUAAAGGAUCCAGUCAGCGUUACACAGUAAAAGGUGGAGUUUUUUAAAGUAUGUAUUUAAAUGGUGCACUGUUUGGAUUCAUUCUUAAUCUGAGUUACAGAAAUGUUGCUCAGGUAAUCAGUAUUUUCUUCCACAUAUGUGCAUAUUGCACUGUUAGAUCAUGGAAAUAUCUGAAUGCUUUAAUUUUUAUGUAUGCAAAAUCUAUAAAUCUUUUGUAUAAUGUAUUUUAUACAAAUGUAACUGUAGAACAUGUUAGCAUGUACAUGUAUAAAACCAGUUUUUAAAAUUUCUUGCCCCUUAUUUUUCAUAUUUUGAAAGAUCUGCAACAUGUAAUAAAGUUUCUAUUAUUCAAUCU